Molecule: messenger RNA, 1767 nt
Organism: Manacus vitellinus (golden-collared manakin)
Lineage: Eukaryota; Metazoa; Chordata; Aves; Passeriformes; Pipridae
Product: mesothelin-like protein
Exons: 13
Biological process (GO): cell-matrix adhesion
Cellular component (GO): cell surface
Source: RefSeq, a predicted model, not a curated record
AUGGUGUGGGCAGCCCCAGCCCCGGCUGCCAUCGCCCUCUGCCUCCGUGUCUCCACAAACCUGGUGAAAGCUGCAGUGGCUGCCCUGGUCAUUGGAGCUGUCCUGUCCACUGCAGAGCAUCACCCUGGGUGGAGCAGGAGCCUCCCCCGAGCAGCUUCAUCUCAUCCCAGGCUGAAGCGGAGCAUGGACGGUGAGGGGGACACACCGUCUGCCUGACACAACUCCUCACCCACAGGCUGCCCCUCCAAGCCCAUCACCUCCACCACCAUCACCACAAACCCCCUGUUAUCCCUGGAUUACACCUCUGAGGAGUUCAACCUGUGCCUGAGCAACGAUGUCUUAAUUGAAAACCUGGAGGCUCUGCUGGACAUGCCGUUCACCGUGGACUACUACAAGGUCAUGAAAGAAAAGGUGGACCAGGCUUACCCAUCGGGGAUCCCAGAGGAGCUGCUGAGGCGCCUGGGACUGCUGGCCUGCUGGUACUCAGAGGAGGAGAUCAGUCAGUGGUCAGUGACGUCCAGUGACACACUGGUAGCCCUGCUCAGCUCCUCGGAAGGGUGCUGGGAUGAUUCCCAGGUGCAGCAGCUGCUCAGCAGGUACCUGACCCUGGGGGGCACCUUGACCGGGCCCCUGCUCCAGGCCAUCGGGGGCAGCCACCUGUGCAACCUGCAGGAGGAGCAGGUGGAGCAAAUCCCCGCCCAAGCAAUCGGGACUGCUGGGCAGUUAGACAUUUCUGCCUGCUCCCAAGCCAAGAAGGAGCUGCUCUACAGGAAGGCUCGGGAGGCCUUUGCUGACCUGGCCAACACCCCCAGCGUGUAUUACUGCCGGCUCCAGCCAUACCUGGGUGGAGCUCCAGCAGAGGACCUGAAAGCCUUGGCCAAUGCUGGCGUGGCCAUAGACAUGGAUAUGGACACCUUCCUGUCCCUAAAUCCCGAGGAACUGCAGAAACUCAGUGUCAUGGACGUGAAAAAUUUGCUCGGGGAAAACCUCCCAGAGCUGAAGAAAGCUGAGAACGAGCCCUUGGUGAUGGGCUGGGUGGAGAGACAGUUCCAGAGGGAGCUGGACCGUGUCCUGGGAAUCGGCCUGCAGGGAGGGAUGGAGGACCCCAUGGGGACAACCACGCCUGCUGCCCCCCCCACCACAGCCAGUGUCACCUCCACAGCCACCAGCCCUUCUCCCACCACAAAUAAGGCCACCCCGUCUCCUGUCCCACUCCUCCCCACCACCCUGGCCCCUGUCAACCCCAACACCACCUCUCCCAGCUCUGUCCCAGUCCCUGCUGUCACCUCCAGGGCCACCACCAGCACCAGUGUUGGCACUGACCCGGCUGGUACCACCCACAGCACCAGCUCCCCUCUGGUGCCUGUGAACACCCCAGCACCCGGGGGGACCACCCACCCUGCUCCUGCCACCCACAGCACUGUCAUCCCCAGCACCCACACCACAAGCCCCCCUCCCCACAAGCCCACCCCAGUUCCCAGCUCCACCAUCUCCACCCAAAAGAGCAUCAUCUCCUCCACGCCCGAGACCACCCCAGUGCCCUGCCCGAGCAGUGGCCCCCCGGGAUUCCCCAGCCCUUCCUCCACCACCACCAGCAGUGAGGCCACCAAACCAAGCCCCGGAGCUGUGCCGGAGUCACCACGACCAACAUCCAACGGGCACAUCAACCUGCAGCCCAAGCCUGAUUCAGGACCCAGACUGUCCUCCUGCCUCAUCCACGUGCUGGCUGUCACCGUGGGGACCUUGCUGCUGCAGGGGCUGCUCUGA